CUGCGAACUCACGCCUCGCCUGGCCCCGCCCCCGCAGAGCAGCGGGAGGACACCCGGGUUAGACUCCGUGCGAACUUCCCGGCGGAGAGGGGCUCGGCUCGCGAGGGCGGGGUCCCGCGGUCCACGCGCUCCCACGUCGGCUGCCGGCUCGGCCCGGGGACCCCAAGCAUCUCCGCAGGACAGCCGCAUCGGGACGGCGCGCGACACGCGCGUCCGCGCCCCUCACUGGCGCGCAGGGCGGCCUGGCCCUUUAAGCGUCCAGACGGCGGCCCCAGCUGACGCGCGGGCUCCAAUCGGCGCCCCGCGCCCCCCGCCCGCCGCGCCCGAGGCUCCCGGGCCGCAGCUGCUCGGCCGGGACUCGCCGCGGCCCUGCGCCUCCGCCCGCCCGGCCGGCCGCGCCCCCGGGGCCAUGGUCGCGGGGCCCUGCGCCGGGGCGGCCCCCAGCGCAGCGCUUCAUGGAGCGGCCCGGGCCCGGCCGCCGGGGGCAGCGCGAUCCUGCGGGGCCCUGUGAGCUCCCAGCGCCGCGGCACCAUGUUGCUGGUUGAGAAGACCACAGACUCGCCGGCGGCCGAGUUCUCGCUGGUGGAGGACGUGGCCCUGCACUUCGCCUGCUUGAUGGGCCGCCUGAACGAGCAGCGCCUCUUCCAGCCGGACCUGUGCGACGUGGACCUGGUGCUCGUGCCGCAGCGGAGCGUGUUCCCCGCGCACAAGGGCGUGCUGGCCGCCUACAGCCAGUUCUUCCACUCGCUCUUCACGCAGAACAAGCAGCUGCAGCGGGUCGAGCUGUCCCUCGAGGCGCUGGCGCCCGGCGGCCUUCAGCAGAUCCUGAACUUCAUCUACACGUCCAAGCUGCUGGUGAACGCGGCCAACGUGCACGAGGUGCUGAGCGCGGCCUCGCUGCUGCAGAUGGCCGACAUCGCGGCCUCCUGCCAGGAGCUGCUGGACGCCCGCUCCCUGGCGCCCUCGGGCCCCGUGGCCCUGGCCCAGCCAGCCACCAGCUGCGCCCCGGUGCCCCCGCCGCCCUACUACUGCGACAUCAAGCAGGAGGCGGACACCCCGGGCCUGCCGAAGAUCUACGCCCGAGAGGGGCCCGACCCCUACUCUGUGCGUGUGGAGGAUGGGGCCGGGGCGGCCGAGGAUGCCGGUGCUGCCGCUCCAGGGCCCACACAGCCGCUCUUCAAGGAGGAGAAGGAAGGGGCACCCGAGGAGGCCGAGGCCCCUGGUAGCCUGUGCAAGCUGGAAAGUGCAGAGGGACUGGAGCCAGAGCUGGGUGCCACAGGCACCUACGGGCGCCAGGAGCAAUCACAAAUCAUUGUGGAGGUGAACCUCAAUAACCAAACCCUGCAUGUGUCCACUGGGCCUGAGGGCAAGCCAGGCACUGGGGCCAAUCCUGCCACUGUGGUGCUGGGCCAGGAGGGUGGGAUGCAGGGACACUCAGAGGAGGAGGGUGCGGGACGUGGCGGGAGAGAGGAGGAGGAGGAGGAGGAGGAAGACGAAGAGGGAGGCAGCCAGGGAGAGGAGGAGGAGGAGGAGGAGGAGGAAGGGCCCAGUGAUCAGGAGGAAGAGGAGGAGGAGGAGGAAGGGCCCAGCGAGCAGGAGGAGGAGGAGGAGGAGGGCGAGGCUGAGGGCAGGCAGGACCCUGCGGGUCCCACCGGCUGUCAGGGCAGCCAGGCGGACCCUCCACUGCACAGCCGGAUGUCCACACGGUCCCGGGGACAGAGCACCCGGUGCCGAGCCACCCCUGAGCCGGAGGAGGUCGGGCGCAGAGGUGGGAAGAGGCCCAAGGCCUCCGGAGCUGUUCCGGCAACCCAGGCAGCUGAUGGGCUGGGGGCCAAGGUGAAGCUGGAGGAAAAGCAGCAGCAUCCGUGCCAGAAAUGCCCGAGGGUCUUCAACAACCGCUGGUACCUGGAGAAGCACAUGAACGUGACCCACAGCCGCAUGCAGAUCUGCGGCCAGUGUGGGAAGCGCUUCCUGCUGGAAAGCGAGCUGCAGCUGCACAGGCAGACAGACUGCGAGCGGAACAUCCAGUGUGUGACCUGCGGCAAAGCCUUCAAGAAGCUCUGGUCCUUGCACGAGCACAACAAGAUCGUGCAUGGCUACGCGGAGAAGAAGUUCUCCUGUGAGAUCUGUGAGAAGAAGUUCUAUACCAUGGCGCACGUGCGCAAGCACAUGGUUGCCCACACCAAGGACAUGCCCUUCACCUGCGAGACGUGUGGGAAGUCCUUCAAGCGCAGCAUGUCUCUCAAGGUGCACUCGCUGCAGCACUCGGGCGAGAAGCCGUUCCGCUGCGAGAACUGCAACGAGCGCUUCCAGUACAAGUACCAGCUGCGGUCCCACAUGAGCAUCCACAUCGGCCACAAGCAGUUCAUGUGCCAGUGGUGCGGCAAGGACUUCAACAUGAAGCAGUACUUCGACGAGCACAUGAAGACCCACACAGGGGAGAAGCCGUAUAUCUGCGAGAUCUGUGGCAAGAGCUUCACCAGCCGCCCCAACAUGAAGCGGCACCGGCGCACGCACACGGGGGAGAAGCCCUACCCCUGCGACGUGUGUGGCCAGCGCUUCCGGUUCUCCAACAUGCUGAAGGCGCACAAAGAAAAGUGCUUCCGCGUCAGCCACCCGCUGCCCAGCGACCCUGCCCUGCCCGCCACGACCCUGCAGCCCGCGGCCCCGCUCUUCCCCACGGCGGCGCCCAGGCUGGACACUAACUGACCCCGCGCAGGCCUCCUGGCCAGGGACGGCAGAAACUGACGGGGGCCAGGCUGCGGCUGGCUGCCCCUGGCCCGGGGUCCUGGUGCAGCUCCUUGGAGAUUUCCCUCCCUUGGGAGCAAAGGAACAGACUGGCCGGUUGGCCACACCCCUCCAGGUGAGGGGUGCCAGAGGCAGCCAGCGCAGGGCAGGAAGGCUCUGGGCUGCAGGCAGGGCCAGGAGCCAGGCAGGGCCUGAGCCAGCUUCACCCACCCAGCUACCGCGUGCCCCGGACUACUCCCUAGGAUGGGAGGGUUUGGGGGGAGUUUAGGUGCACCCCUGUUGGAGCUGUAGCUCCCAGGAGGCCGGUGAGCCUGACAGGAUGCCGCAUAGGGCUGGGCCGAGGAGAGGCGGGAUGUCGAGGCUCCAGAACCCCUCUGCGUGGGACAGGUGGGGCUGGCCCCCAAGGGCGUCUCUUCCCGCUCACAUCCCUACCAGGCAGGCUCAGGACCUUUCAAGAACCCCAGAUCCUGGAGAGAACGUCUCCAGGUGGCGGAGCUCAGGCCUCCAGGGGCAGAGAAGCUGACUCCCCAGCUUCCAGGGGUCCUGCGGGAGAAUGAGAUUCCAGAGUGGGUCCCACAGGAGCCUCGGGCAAGCAGUUCAGGGUUCCACGGUGCUAUCUGUGGGGUGGGGGAGGGGCGGGAGCUGUCCACAGGGCACCCCUGUCCUUUACCAGCCUGCCUGGCUGGACCCUCUCCCCGGGAGACACACGCGUCUACAUCUGCUCCCCAGAGGCCCACACGCGACCUCAUCUCCUCCUGAGGCCGGGCCAAUGCCUGCCUCCUGCUGGUUCCUGUCCCUUGCACUUUGCACUGUCUGGGAUGGGAUGUCACACCACAGCCCUGGCAGGGAGGGGAGCCCCUGUGUGUAGGCCCCUGUGGGAGCAGGAAGCUCAUCCAGUGCCCUUGCUUGCCCUCGGGAGGAGGGCUUUCGUAGGUGACCCUUUCUGUUGUCAUUUAGCGUCUUUAUUCCUGCGUAAGCUGCGUUUCCUGGCUCCGAUCUCCGGUGUUUAUAAGCUUCUGUUUGUCACACUCUGCACCUUAUUCCCACCCCACCCCUUCCCAGCAUGGCCACACGGAAGAGGCCCGUGCCAGAGGGGACUGGCAGAGGGUACCGAGCCCCUCGACCCCUCAGAGGCCCACGCGCGCACUGGGACAGCGGGCUGGGGACGUUUCAUUCAUCAAUAAACGAAGCACUUUAUUCUGUA
Meriones unguiculatus (Mongolian gerbil) is the source of this 3952-nucleotide messenger RNA. RefSeq names its product zinc finger and BTB domain containing 47 (gene Zbtb47). The coding region runs from base 532 to 2709 and encodes 725 amino acids. Gene Ontology annotation, biological process: regulation of transcription by RNA polymerase II. Gene Ontology annotation, cellular component: nucleus. The transcript has 6 exons. NCBI's taxonomy places the organism in Eukaryota, Metazoa, Chordata, Mammalia, Rodentia, Muridae. Gene Ontology annotation, molecular function: protein binding; DNA-binding transcription factor activity, RNA polymerase II-specific; RNA polymerase II cis-regulatory region sequence-specific DNA binding. The record is from RefSeq and is a predicted model, not a curated record.